Molecule: messenger RNA, 2581 nt
Organism: Podarcis raffonei (Aeolian wall lizard)
Lineage: Eukaryota; Metazoa; Chordata; Lepidosauria; Squamata; Lacertidae
Product: endothelial zinc finger protein induced by tumor necrosis factor alpha-like
Exons: 8
Coding region: 58-2256 (732 amino acids)
Source: RefSeq, a predicted model, not a curated record
CUCCACAAGGAAGGAUCUUUUAGCCUGCGGGCGGGGGAAGAGGGGUGCACUUUGCACAUGCUCAGAGGCAUUCCCUUCAACGAUUUCCGCCUUCCCCCGCCCCCAGCCCUAGGUGGGUGUGGGAGGGGGCGGGCUGGUGGGUGGGCGAUCCUUGCAGGAAAGGGUAGCGGGGCGCGCUUUGCACAUGCUCAGAAGGAGCCUGGCCUUCCCUGUUGCAUCACCCUCCGCCUGCCGGAGGGACUUCUCGGCGCCUUCAGACGAGCUUGGCUGCGCUUCGCCAUCCGUUUCCGAGCACAAAAUUUCUGCCAUCACCCCAGCUUUACCAUGGACGCCGGAGUUGAAAAGGGUGCAGAAGAGAAAAUUCAGGUGGUGCCGAAGGAACGCCUCACCCUCCUCAAACAAAAGAGAGGAGACCGUGAAGCUAAGCCUGAGAAGCCAGCGGACAGCAAGAAGAUGCUGACUGAGGAGAAAGUUGAAGCAUCAGUUGCUACUGAGGAGUUAAAGCACGAGAAAUUGCAGGAGAGUCCGUUAGAUAUCAUAAGCGAGACGGUUAAAGAGGAAAGCAGCAGCGACGAACUGAUGAUCGAGGAUCCUACGGAAGAGGAAAGCGGAAACAGCAACGAGGUGUUGCCGGAUUCUGAAGCGAUGGACCUGAGGAAAGAGAAGAAGGAAGAGGAUGGAGAAGAAGGAAACAGCAGUGAGGAGAUAGUGGAUUCGGGAAGCAUUGAAAUCAGGGAAGAAGAGGACACUCUGGCGCAGAGACUUGAGGAGCUCAAACGGAAAUACGGUGAUCUCUGUCAGAACAGCCCUGCCUUCCAGGAGAUGAUGCUGAGACUCAAAGCCGGCUGGUUAGGCCACAGCAAGGAAGGGGAGCCUUCUCUGGGGAGCUCGGAGCGGCUGCAGCUGAACCGGAUGAUGUGGGGGGGAGACGAGGUCAGCUUCCCCCGGGGGGACGGCCAGGCCGGAGCAUCCGAGGGCCACUCUCUGGACAGCCGGGGACCAAUUUCCAUCCCUUUCGGCAGGGGCUUCUUCGACUUCAGCGAGUUCGCCGUCCAGCAGAGCUUCCUGCAGAAGAAGGGGCUCCCUGAGGUCUCGAAGGGCUAUGGGGUGGUGGGCCUGAGCCCGGGCACCCCGAAACCCCCGCCGGCCGAGAAGCCCUACAAGUGCAACGAGUGCGGGAAGAGCUUCGGCAAGCGGUCGACCCUGAACACGCACGGGCGGACGCACACGGGCGAGAAGCCCUUCAAGUGCUCCCACUGCGACAAGCGCUUCAGCCAGAGCUCCCACCUGCAGCUGCACGAGCGGACCCACACCGGCGAGAAGCCCUACAAGUGCCUCCUGUGCGAGAAGAGCUACAACCAGCGCUCCAGCCUCAUCAUCCACGAGCGCAGCCACACCGGGGAGAAGCCCUACACCUGCCUGGAGUGCGGGAAGAGCUUCAGCCAGAAGGCCACGCUGGUCCUGCAUGAGAAGAGCCACCGGGGCGAGAAGCCCUACAAGUGCCUGGAGUGCGGCAAGGGCUUCAGCCUGAGCGCCGACCUCAUCCGCCACCAGAGCAUCCACACCGGCGAGAAGCCCUACACCUGCUCCGAGUGCGGGAAGAGCUUCAGCCAGAACUCGCACCUCAUGGCCCACAUCCGGACCCACACAGGCGAGAAGCCCCACAAGUGCCUGGAGUGCGGCAAGGGCUUCAACUGGACCUCGGAGCUCGUCGCCCACGAGCGGACCCACACGGGCGAGAAGCCCUACCAGUGCCUCUACUGCGAGAAGAGCUUCAGCGUGCGCUCCAGCCUCAGCAAGCACGAGCGGACCCACACUGGGGAGAAGCCCUACAUCUGCCUGCAGUGCGGCAAGGGCUUCAUCCAGCGCUCCAGCCUGGUGGCGCACGAGCGCUCCCACACCGGUGAGAAGCCCUACAUGUGCCUGGGCUGCGGGAAGUGCUUCCGCGAGAGCUCCCAGCUCAUCGCCCACGAGCGGACGCACACCAGCGAGAAGCCCUACGUCUGCCCUGAGUGCGGGAGCUGCUUCAAGGCCAAGGCGGCCCUCAUCCGGCACCAGCGUUGCCACCUGGGCCUGAACUCUUUCAUAUGCGCGGACUGCGGGAAGAUCUUCUCGUCAGCCGCCGAGAGCCCGGAGAAAUGCCCCGAGUGCGUCAACCUGGGCCUGAUGGCCGACCUGGCACAAGCCUCCGGAGAGGCCUACCUAGAGGCGGCAGAAGGAGAAGGAGGAGAAGACGGAAGUGAGGCGAAGAUAUGAGAAGCGAUUUUUCCUUUCCGCUUGGCCGGUGACCUCUUGCACCCUCUUUCAGGUGAAAGGAUGGCGUCAAAGAACUGUGCCACAGCUGAGGGUGAACUCUGGUCUGGUCACUGAAGGAAGAGCCGGUUGCCGUCUCCAAACAUAGCUGUGAAAAGGAUGGGGCGGCCCUCCCCUCCAUUUUGGGCUAACUGCUUCCUUCUCUUUCCUCCUCCUCUUUUUUCUGGUCCUAUGGCUCUCCCUUCUCCAUGUUGGGCUUGGUAAGGAAGGGGCGCUAGAGAGGUGUGAGGCUGCUGCCUAGCAACAGCCCACCAUGUUCUCCAGCAAC